UAUGGUCAAUAUGCUUCUCGUACAACUCGGGAUAGUAGUAUAUACCUGCUUGCGCCUUCAUCUCAGCUUCAUUCAAGUUUCAACCUCGAACCGGCAACCUCACAUCUCUCCUCUCUUUCUUUCGAGUAAAUAAAACAAGAAAUCAAUCAUCAUGUGUGACGACGAUGUUGCCGCUCUUGUCAUCGACAACGGAUCCGGUAUGGUGAAGGCCGGAUUCGCCGGAGACGAUGCCCCAAGGGCUGUCUUCCCAUCCAUUGUUGGCAGGCCCCGUCACCAGGGUGUCAUGGUCGGUAUGGGACAGAAGGACAGCUACGUCGGAGACGAGGCCCAAAGCAAGAGAGGUAUCCUCACCCUGAAGUACCCCAUCGAGCACGGUAUCGUCACCAACUGGGACGAUAUGGAGAAGAUCUGGCAUCACACCUUCUACAAUGAACUCCGUGUUGCCCCAGAGGAGCACCCCGUCCUCCUUACCGAGGCUCCCCUCAACCCCAAGGCAAACAGGGAAAAGAUGACACAGAUCAUGUUCGAGACCUUCAACUCACCCGCCAUGUACGUCGCCAUCCAGGCCGUGCUUUCCCUCUAUGCCUCUGGACGUACCACUGGUAUCGUUUUCGACUCUGGUGAUGGUGUUUCACAUACUGUGCCCAUCUACGAGGGUUAUGCCCUUCCCCACGCCAUCCUCCGUCUGGACUUGGCUGGACGUGAUCUCACAGACUACCUGAUGAAGAUCCUUACCGAGCGUGGCUACUCUUUCACCACCACCGCUGAGCGUGAAAUCGUUCGUGACAUCAAGGAGAAGCUCUGCUACGUUGCUCUUGACUUUGAGCAGGAGAUGCAGACUGCUGCCUCAUCCUCCUCGCUCGAGAAGAGCUAUGAGCUUCCCGACGGACAGGUCAUCACCAUUGGCAACGAGCGAUUCCGUGCCCCAGAGGCCCUCUUCCAGCCAGCCUUCCUUGGAAUGGAAUCUGCUGGAAUCCACGAGACCUGCUACAACAGCAUCAUGAAGUGCGAUGUUGACAUCCGUAAGGAUCUGUACGCCAACACUGUUCUGUCUGGAGGCUCCACCAUGUUCCCAGGAAUCGCCGACAGGAUGCAGAAGGAGAUCACCGCCCUUGCCCCACCAACCAUGAAGAUCAAGAUCAUUGCUCCUCCAGAAAGGAAAUACUCCGUAUGGAUCGGAGGCUCCAUCCUUGCCUCUCUCUCCACCUUCCAACAGAUGUGGAUCAGCAAGCAGGAAUACGAUGAGUCCGGCCCAUCCAUCGUCCACAGGAAGUGCUUCUAAACAACUCGCUUUUGGUGAACAAACUCUUAAACAUCAAUAUCAAGGAAACGACCAUGAUCUCAAAUUGCAAAGUUUAAGUAUGAACCAUUGCGGGCAAUGCAGCCGAAAAACUCGCGCUUUCUCAAAACUUGGAGACUGCAGAGUAUAGACAAUCAUUGAUAAUAACAGUAAUGCUGUGAUUACCAAUAUCUUAAAGGUACUAUAUGUAUAAUAUAUCUUGAAGAAUAAGUGGUUGAAUUACGAAAUGGUUUAUUUCAAACUUCUGGAAAAGUUUUUUUUGGGAAAUUUUGAGGCAGUAAGAUUAAAGUUUAGUUAGAGGUGUGAUAAAUGUGCCCCUGGCAUAUUUGUUUUCUGAACACGUUUCGUAAACAAAUUUGGGAUGCCACAAUUGCCACAAAUCUUAUUUUUCAAAAUUGUUAACCUGAAUGCUAGGAAAUCCUUCAAAAAACCUUGAAAGAUUAUUUUUUCUUCAUAACUUGAACGAUCCUUAACAUUUAUAUGUUUGAAGCUCUCACAAGGUAUUGUAUAUAUUAUUUCAUAUACAAACAAAUAUGAAUUCUGCAAAUAUAUGGAUUUUGUAAAUAAAUUUA
This is a messenger RNA of Strongylocentrotus purpuratus (purple sea urchin), 1872 nucleotides long. RefSeq names its product actin-15B. The coding region runs from base 152 to 1282 and encodes 376 amino acids. The transcript is spliced from 4 exons. NCBI's taxonomy places the organism in Eukaryota, Metazoa, Echinodermata, Echinoidea, Camarodonta, Strongylocentrotidae. The record is from RefSeq and is a predicted model, not a curated record.